Molecule: messenger RNA, 1914 nt
Organism: Aspergillus tanneri
Lineage: Eukaryota; Fungi; Ascomycota; Eurotiomycetes; Eurotiales; Aspergillaceae
Exons: 4
Coding region: 1-1914 (637 amino acids)
Molecular function (GO): protein binding
Source: RefSeq, a predicted model, not a curated record
AUGGGUAAAGAGGUGAACCCCACAAACCCAAGCAAGCUGGUCGAGCGAGGGAGGCGCAAUAAUUAUCGGCCGGCAGCACCUGUCAGCAUACAAAUAAGCGCCGUCUUCUGUGUGGUCUCCAACUAUUCGGGCGGCAAACCUGACCUCCAUUUUCACUAUCCCCUGGACAUCAUCAUUAGCAGGAUGCUUUUGAAACUCCCAAUCGAGAUAAUCCAUAUUACGCUUGAGUAUCUGGAACGAGCUGAUCUCAACAGCUUAUGUCGAGUUUCAAAAUACUUUUACUCCGUCACGGUUCCAUUCCUAUAUAAAUCCGUCACUCUGAAGACCGAUGAAGAGGAUGAGGACUUCGAUGAUUGGCGGAACGUUGAUGCAAUAUUGCAAGCACCCACACAUCCAAUCGAUCCCCUUAUCCAUCUACGAACAAUUGAGAUAAGAUCACGGGCUCGCGUUGCGAUCGGUUGUUUUCACAGAGAUCCCUAUCUGGUCAGCGAAUCCGACAGUGAAUCCGACAGUGAAUCCGACAGUGAAUCCGACAGUGAAUCCGACAGUAAAUCCGACAGUGAAUCCGAGGACGUACCAAAAAGUAUACCGAGGGCCGACCGCAGGAAGUACGGACACCUGAGCUACCCCAUCAACACUCUGUUGCAGAUUAUUGCCAGAUGUAUGACGGAUAAACUUGAGAGCUUUAUUUGGGACCUGGGCAUGUGCGUUCCAGAGGAGCUCCUCGGUUCUUCCGGCCUUCUACUACAAAAGCAGAAAAAGCUCAAGUCUAUUAGUCUCCGGACUGGUGGCUCUUGCCGCGAUGAGUGCGAGGAGAUUUCCUUGUCAAGAUUCCGAUAUCUGGAGAAUAUAUCAUGGCCCAAGAUAGAUAAUUGGGGUCACAUCACUGAAUUAUGCUCGGCCCUAGAGCAUAACUCAUCUCAUCUUAUCCGCUUGGAUGUCGGUGUGUCGAACUGGUAUCUUAAGCCGCUGAAUUACAUGAAAUGGUUUUUCGCGAAUGAGAUUGCAAAGAUCAGUGACAGAAAACCAGGGAUCGUAUUUCCUACGCUCCAAUAUCUUUGUUUGACUAACAUGGAUUUCCUAUCGACGCACGAAAAGCUUUCUUCUACUUUUAGUUUCGGCUCACUUCGAUCCUUGAGUCUUUGCCUUUGCAAAGGUUGGGAGGAGCUCUUACACAGCAUUCGCGAUUCUGGUUCGACCAUUUCUUUGAAAUCCUUGUUGAUUGAAUCCGACCCCUAUAUGGACAACACGGAAAGCGCUCUCGCGCUUUCUAGCUUCCUCGGCGCGUUCGAAGGACUUGAAGAGUUGUAUGUCUCGGUAGUGAGCUUCUCAAAUCCAUUGUCGAUCUGGGAUUCUGCACUGUGCCAUAAAAGAUCCUUGCGGAGGCUUGUCUAUCAGCAAUUAUCUCAUGAUAGUGAACCCCUUGGCGAUCCCGUGAUGGCAUUUACGCCAUCAGAGGUGGAGAAACUGUCGGCUGAUGUUUCUCAAAACCCGUUGGCUGGGCUAAAUCUUGAAUUUCUCGGUAUUUGCUGCAAUGAUUUUGACAUACUGAAAGCCCUUUUGUCCUCGCCCAACAUUAGGGAGAGUAUUCGAGUGCUACACCUCCGAGUUCCAGGAUGGCGAUUUGAUGACUGGGAUGAUAGUUUGGUCCCUCAUCACUGGAGUCAUGUUCCAUCCUCUCUUUGUUCUUUUAUGUCAUGGGCAUUUGGACCCGAAGGACCGCCUUUCCUUCACGUGAUAGGGCACUUCUACGAGAGUCCGUCUGGAAGCCUUCGCGAAGAUACAUUUUUCUGCAGGGAUACAGAGACCAAGGAAUGCUACGGUUAUUCUGGUUUCCAAUAUAUCCAGUCAACGUCGGGCUAUCUUCGUUCGUACUGCGAUGCAUUUGGAGCCUUUCGAAGCACGAUUGACUGA